Labrus bergylta (ballan wrasse) is the source of this 1310-nucleotide messenger RNA. RefSeq names its product cholesterol 25-hydroxylase like 2 (gene ch25hl2). The record is from RefSeq and is a predicted model, not a curated record. NCBI's taxonomy places the organism in Eukaryota, Metazoa, Chordata, Actinopteri, Labriformes, Labridae. Gene Ontology annotation, biological process: cholesterol metabolic process; sterol biosynthetic process. Gene Ontology annotation, cellular component: endoplasmic reticulum membrane. Gene Ontology annotation, molecular function: C-4 methylsterol oxidase activity; iron ion binding; steroid hydroxylase activity.
UGUUGCCUAACCUAUGAGAGGCCGCACGAUUGGAUUCUCUCCAUUCAUCGUCUCCUCGUUAGAGAACAAUCCUCUUGGAUCGGCCCUCUUUUUGGAAGAGAAACACAGCAUCAGUGAUGAGCGCAGGCGAGUUACUCACAACUUUAUUCUGGAUGUUGGAUGUGAAUAACGUGACCGGGUGUCAGAACCAGGCCUUGGUGCUGCAGCCGGCCUGGGACUACCUCCACCAGAACCACCAUGACCUCCUGAGGAGCCCUCUCUUCCCUGUCGUCCUCUCCGUCUCCACCUACUUCGUCUUGGUCGGGCUGUACACCGUCCUGGACUUACUCGCACCCACCUGGCCCUGCAUCAACCGCUACAGGCUCCACCCUGACCGCCCCGUCACCCGUCCUAACAUCUGGAUGACCUUUGGUGUCACCAUCUACAACCACGUCUUCUACAUCUUCCCGUCCGCAGUCGCUCAGUGGAUGUGGAGGCCGCCAACGCCUCUGCCCUCCCAGGCGCCCACUCUCUGGAGCUUCUUCCUGGGCAUCGUUGGCUGCAUGGUGGUCUUUGACUUCCAGUAUUACCUGUGGCACCUGCUCCACCACCGGAUACCGUGGCUGUACCGUACUUUCCACGCCGUGCACCACCAGUACAGCCAACCCUUUAGCCUCGUCACUCAGUACCUCUCCGGCUGGGAGUUGUUCAGCGUCGGAUUCUGGACUACAAUCGACCCCAUCCUGCUCCAGUGCCACUGCCUCACCACUUGGGGCUUCAUGGUCUUCAACAUCUACGUCUCCACCGAGGACCACUGCGGCUACAACUUCCCCUGGGCGCUGCACAACCUGGUGCCCCUUGGCCUCUGGGGCGGCGCCCCGAAGCAUGACACGCACCACCAGCGGCCCGGCACUAACUUUGCCCCUUUCUUCUCGCACUGGGACUGGCUGGGGGGCACCAACACCGUGCCAGCAGCCGUCGGCGACGCUGCUGCAGCAACGGGAGAGGACGAGAUGAAAGGGAGGAAAGACUAAAGAACUCGAGUUAAUCUCUCAUUGACUCUUUUACUCAAACGGCCUCUUUUGUCCCCGCUCUCAUUCCUGCACUUUUUUUUUCUCUCUCUUCUCUCCCACAGAUCUGUUUUCUGCCGCUCCUGAUUACCUGCAUGUUUCAUAUUAUUAUAGUGAUCGGCAUAUUUCGAUUAACACCUAGAAAAAAUAUGGAUAUUCUUUUUUCUUAAGGAGCUCUAAUGUCGCGCUAAAAGUAAAUUUUGGGGGAAAAAUUAUCUCAUACGUCCUUUUGUACAUGUAUUUGUGUAUUUCCUCAGGACA